AUGGCCGCUGCGAAACAUGCAAAUGGGGUUGCGCCGCGACAAAGAAAGACUCUCAACACCACCACGUCCAAUGGCGUCAACGGCAAGCAUCACAACAAGACGGCAAAGGCCACGACCCGCAGGAAACACCUUGAUCCCUCGCUUCUCCGCCGCUGCCUUUGCAUCGCCACAACGCGCACCUGGCUGAUCCCUCUCCUCCUCCUCCUCGUCCUUCUCGCAAUAUACGCUGUCAGUCCUACAGAGUCCAACAUUGUCCACCCCUUCAUCUUUCUGUCGUACAAGCAACAGCCUGCUGCGCCCGACGUAGCCAGGCCCGUACAAUAUGGCAAGGGCAAGCGCGACGUGACCUUUGUCUGCUUCUACAUGGUUGUCCUGUCCUUCACGCGCGAGUUGUUCAUGCAAGAAAUCUUCCGCCCACUGGCCAGACGUCUCGGCAUUCGCUCUCGGGGCAAGCAGCUCCGCUUCAUGGAGCAAACGUACACGGCCUUGUACUUUGCCUUGAUGGCUCCGUUCGGUGUCUACGCCAUGCGACGGACGCCAGUGUGGUAUUUUAACACGCGAGCCAUGUACCAAGACUUUCCUCACAAAACCCACGAGGCCUGCUUCAAGUUUUAUUACUUGUUCCAAGCCGCCUAUUGGGCACAGCAAGCAAUUGUCAUGUUGUUGGGACUGGAGAAGCCUCGAAAGGAUUUCAGGGAGCUCAUUGCACAUCACAUUAUUACUAUUAGCUUGAUUGCUCUCAGCUACCGCUUUCAUUUUACCUACAUGGGCAUUGCCGUGUACCUCACCCAUGACAUUAGCGACUUUUUUUCGCGGCAAGUGGCCUCUCUCCCUAACCUCAGAAUUCUGUACUCGCUGCUAGGCGAAUUUCAGACCGUUGGUCCCUAUGUCCUCAACUGGCAAACGCAGCAGUACAAGUGCUGGAUCUCAAGCGUCAUCACGUUUACGCUACUGGCUUUUAUCCAGGCACUCUACUUGUUCUGGCUGUUUUGUCUCUUGCGUAUCGGGUACCGCUACAUUGUUCACAAUAUUGCCCGAGAUGGCAGAUCUGAGGCGGAGGCGUCAGAGGCGGAACAGAUGAAUAGCUAUUCGAAUGGUAGUGCCAAGGGAAUGGUCAAGACUUGA
Metarhizium acridum CQMa 102 is the source of this 1125-nucleotide messenger RNA. The record is from RefSeq and is a predicted model, not a curated record. Lineage: Eukaryota; Fungi; Ascomycota; Sordariomycetes; Hypocreales; Clavicipitaceae.